CCUAUUGUAUAUAGCAUUAUAUAUCAGUUAUGGCAAUCAAUAUUGUAAAUGAAAAUAUCGCACUUUUAAAACUAUUGUAUAAAACCUACAAUAAGAGAGAUAUAGAGAGUCUCUCUGAUUUGGAAUUCCAUUACGGAUUAUUAAGCAACCAAGAAGAUCUGCUCUUUUUAGUCGACACAAUAUGUCGUGAAUUGGCAGAAAUAUCGGAAUCAAACUCCUUAAGGAAUCAUUACAACCAUAUAACUCAAGGGUCCAAUGAUUACAUAUCAUUCGUGAAGGCAUUAGGUUACGAUGAUAUAGAAGAAAAAUAUAACGACGAAUUGCUUCACAUUCUAUUGACGGAGCUACUGUGUACUCGUGUUGAAAAGAAAGUCUGCAAAGUUCAGCAUUUAUUCUCAAAAUCCUUUUCACAAGAAACCAUAACUAAUGCUGAGAUACAGAAAAUAGUUUCCAGUUCUACUGAAGUAACAACCGAUGUUGAUGAUGAAAUGUUGUGCUCAAUUAUUGACGAUAUAUCGCAAAGAAUUAACAACGACAACCUUGUGGAGUUAUUGAAAUUAAGAUUGGAGAAUGAAUCGCUAUUCAAUAGCAUAACACUAGAUGCUGAGACAAUAGAGAUCAUCAGAGAGGUAGCAAAAUGUUUGUCCGAGGAAUAUAGAGAACGUUGGAAUCUUCAUCUCCUAAGAUUCGAUGCAAUGUUAAAGGUAUUCCUGGACUCACCUAACUUAAAUCAGGACGACCCCAAACUGCAAUCCUUGAUGUCUGUUAUCCACAUGUGGCGCAAUAGCUGUGAUGCAUUAUUAAAGCCUUUCAACAUAUAUAGCAUCUAUCGAGCACGAACUGAUAUAUUGGAGAUUAAGACGACAUCAUCUAAUAAUCAAGAACUAGGAGUUACAGAACUUUAUAAAAAGCAUAUUAAUAUAGAUCCGGAUGAAUCGUUCCAGUCAUUCAUUAAACGAAUACAAAUAUCAGAUCCCAUAAAUAGGGGAGGACUGGUUGAUGGAUAUACAACGAAGAAGUUUUAUAAGAAAUAUUUAAAGAACACUUUCAAGCAUAAAUAAUCGAUAAUGUAUCUAAUUGGGAUACAUACUGUAUC
Babesia bovis T2Bo is the source of this 1096-nucleotide messenger RNA. RefSeq lists its product as uncharacterized. The coding region runs from base 30 to 1061 and encodes 343 amino acids. The record is from RefSeq and is a predicted model, not a curated record. The transcript has 7 exons. NCBI's taxonomy places the organism in Eukaryota, Apicomplexa, Aconoidasida, Piroplasmida, Babesiidae.